This is a messenger RNA of Pygoscelis adeliae (Adelie penguin), 1096 nucleotides long. RefSeq names its product WAS/WASL interacting protein family, member 3 (gene WIPF3). Lineage: Eukaryota; Metazoa; Chordata; Aves; Sphenisciformes; Spheniscidae. The coding region runs from base 93 to 1064 and encodes 323 amino acids. Gene Ontology annotation, molecular function: actin binding. The transcript has 8 exons. The record is from RefSeq and is a predicted model, not a curated record.
ACAGCAAAGUCAUUACUGGGAGUAGAGAGGCGUGAAGUUCAAGAUACUGGUAAAAAGCUUUUGUGAGAAGGGGAGUCACCCUUGUUCCAGUUAUGGUAUUUCCAUUUUUCACAGCAAGUUCAGAGGUACCAAAAUUGCGAAAGGAAGACCAAAAAGCACGAAACGCGCUGUUAGCUGAUAUCCAGCAGGGAACUCGCUUAAGAAAAGUGACUCAAAUCAAUGACCGCAGUGCACCACAGAUUGAAAAACCCAAAGGAACUAACAGAGAUGGAGUUAAUCCAGCCAUUAAUAAAGGCAGCUCUCAGCAGCCUCUGGGAGGCUUAUUUGCCGGUGGCUUUCCUGUUCUCAGACCAGCAGGCCAGAGGGACGUGCCGGCUGGGAGGUCUGGGCAGCUUCCUGGAGUCCGAGCAGCGGUUCCCAAGCCCUCUGCCCCACCAAACAGCAGCGCUGCAAAGCCAAGCAGUAACUCCUCGCAUCCAGCUGAAGGCCCAAGGGCAGCUGGAAGGGAUUGUCCACCUCCCACACCGCCCCCACCACCACCACACAUGCACUCCCUGACCGCAAACAGGCUCUCCUUUCCACCCUCCCCAGGCUUUAACAGUGCUCUCAGCAGUGCUGACGUGCCCCCUCCGCUGCCCCCCAAGUCUCCCCACCUGCUGUCACAGUUGCAUAAGCCAAGCAGUAUUCAGUCGCUGCCGCUUCCUCCCACCCCCGGCCUCCCUCAGCCUGCAGCGGUGGUGGAGACCAGGAAGAAGAGACUGGGCCGAGGUGCAGGAACCGGUGCUGGGAAGCUAGUCACUCCUCCACAGCCACCAGCAAGAUCACCAACAACUGAACUUACGAGCAGGUCUGGAAUCUCAGCCUGGGCUACAGCUUAUGACCCCUACCCACCACUUAAAAAUGGAAACAUGCACAUCAUCGAUGACUUCGAAUCUAAAUUUACUUUCCAUUCUGUGGAGGACUUCCCCCCACCUGAUGAAUUCAAGCCAUUUCGGAAAAUAUAUCCCAGCAAGAUAGCUAGAGAUCCCUCUAAAAAUCCUCCGUUAAGAACACAUGUGAGAUGAGAAGAGUCUUCUGAUGCUCUCUGGAUUGGUAU